Messenger RNA from Durusdinium trenchii, 2052 nucleotides. The record is from the annotation of a GenBank genome assembly. NCBI's taxonomy places the organism in Eukaryota, Dinophyceae, Suessiales, Symbiodiniaceae.
UUUGAAGUGAGCAUUGUUGAAGUGGAAUUGCUCUCGCCAUGGCCGCGCUGUCUGUUGUAUCUACUCCGCCACGUGCCGCCAGUGCAUCAAAGGAGAUCGCUCCUCGACCUGCCCAGCAACUUCCCCGUGCUUCGCAGGUGGUCCCUUCGCAAGUGGCGGCAUUUUCAAAGGGGGCACAGCUGGCGCCUGCGCCACCCGUGACUCGCUUCUCCACGCCGGCCUCUGAGGCCUCUGCCAUGGGCACGCCAGCAAGGGCCAGUGGCGUCUUUCCAUUGAUGUCCACGUCUAGCAAUCUCUCAGAGGUAAUGCACCCCUUUCCAACAUCAAUGAGUUUGACCCCCGGUCUCUUUUCGCAGGCCUUGCAACCCUUUCCAACAUCAAUGAGUUUAAAGCCUGGCUUUUUGUCUCAGGCGCAACCUGGACCUUUGGCAUCGAUGAGCUUGACACCGGGCCUGCAAUCUCAGGCAAUGACACCUUUGCCAUCAUCCAUGAGCUUGACACCUGGUUUGUUGUCUCAGGCAAUGCAACCCUUGCCAUCGUCAAUGAGUUUGACACCUGGCUUUAUGUCCCAGGCCAUGCCGGCCAUGCCUUUUCCAACAUCACUGACUUCAAGCAUCGGUCAUUCCUCCCAGGUGCCGAGUGCUGCACUGCCCCUCCUCAACCCAGCCUCAGCAACACCACCACCAACGGGCUACCUUCCGAAGGUUCCAUCCAGUCCAAGUGAACCUGAUCCAAUGAUGUGGUCAGAAGGAGUGAGAUCCCUGGGAGACUACAUGGCUGCCAAGGCGAUGGGCAACCUGCCGGAGGAGAUGCGACGCAUUCCGACGCCCAUGACGAUGUUUUCAGCUCCAACCACCUUCUUUGACGUGAGCACCGAGAAGGAUGGCUUGCAGCUCAAGCCCUUGCCGCCACUCAAUGAAGAGGAUCCAUCGAAGGAUAUGCCGGAGUAUCCGACGGAGCCAGAGAAGCUGACGAUAGGCUUGGUGGAGCCCGAGGCUGUGGAGCGCUGCCGUGAUCGCUACACCGAGGAGUUGGAUGGGCAGCUCCUGGAGGCGACGAGGGCGAUAGAGAGAGCCAAUGCGGAGAAGAAGACACGGUUGCGGCAAGAGUUCUUUCAAAUGCGUGAGCAGUACAAUAAUGAGGUGGAAAAUGAGCUCCUUGAACAAGCUCGAAUUGUGGUGGAGAAGUAUCAUGACAGGCUUGCGGUCUUGCAGGAGGAGGCCGAUCGUCAGCGGCGGCGCUUGGACAGAGAGGCUGAUACCUUACUGCAGGAAUCGCAGCGCUACUACCAUUUCAAGGCAGAAGCCAGGAGGCUGUUGGGCUCUACGGUUCCAUUGACCUCCUCAAUGCGAACAGGACCCGCCCAAAUGCCACACUUUGACGCCACCGUUGUGCCCUUUCCCACUUUGCUGUCUCAUUCGGCGCCCAACCUCCAAGAUUUGCUCGAUGGAGCGAAGACCGCCACCUGUGCUCCGCCCCCGCCGCCCCCGCCGCCGCCACGCCACCGGGACGGUCCACCUCCAUCCAGCACAGCUGCAGCACGGUCGCCCUGCACGGCCGCAGCCAACAUGGCCGUGCCAAGCGCGCCGGAAGUCCAAGCAGUGCCGGUGAUGGCACCACUGCGCAGCCAAUCCGUUGUCUCAGCUGGGGUGAGCCCGAUGUCCAGGUUCUCUGGCUUGGUGAGCCGUGGAGUUCAAGCUGCAAGUCCAGCAGGCUCCACCCUGUUUUUGGGUUUGUUGCACCGUGCAGUCCGCUCACCUGCAGCUCUCAGCAUGGGGUGGUCACCGCCUGAGACCCCACGGCCGACGGGGCCGACGGGGCCACGGCCGAUGGUGAGCCGAUCGCCCUUGGGAGACUUGCAGACACAGCCAGGCCUUACAGCUCAAGCAGCUCCAAAGCUGCUCCCUCCACGUGGAGUGAGUGGACAGUUCCCAGAUUUGCUCUACCCGCAAGGAGAGAUCAUGGGCUUGGGCGGUCAAUCACAGACAGCGUCUGAGAUCGUGACUUCAGUAGUUUAAAUUCCCAAGCAUUUGCGUUCACCAGAGUGAAGUC